Dinoponera quadriceps is the source of this 321-nucleotide messenger RNA. Its product is annotated as putative glycerol kinase 5. NCBI's taxonomy places the organism in Eukaryota, Metazoa, Arthropoda, Insecta, Hymenoptera, Formicidae. The annotation marks the transcript as partial. The transcript is spliced from 2 exons. Gene Ontology annotation, cellular component: mitochondrion. Gene Ontology annotation, biological process: glycerol metabolic process; glycerol-3-phosphate biosynthetic process; triglyceride metabolic process. The record is from RefSeq and is a predicted model, not a curated record. Gene Ontology annotation, molecular function: glycerol kinase activity.
GCAAACAUGUAACAGACGCCUCGUGCGCCUCGGCCACUGGCAUAUUCGAUCCGUUCACGAUGCAAUGGGCCGAUUGGGGGAUAAACCUCUUAAAAUUGCCGCGCGACAUCUUCCCGGAAAUAGUAGACACAGUGGGAGACUUCGGAGACACACCCGUGGAGCUGUUCGGCAGGAAAAUCCCAAUUUAUUGCUCGAUCGCCGACCAAGCGGCAUCCUUGUUCGGCUUGGGAUGCUACUAUGCUGGCGAUCUCAAAAUCACCAUGGGAACCGGCACCUUCGUAGACGUUAACACAGGACGAGAGUCGCACGUGUCUGUUAAAG